This is a messenger RNA of Schistosoma turkestanicum, 716 nucleotides long. NCBI's taxonomy places the organism in Eukaryota, Metazoa, Platyhelminthes, Trematoda, Strigeidida, Schistosomatidae. The record is from the annotation of a GenBank genome assembly.
CUUAUACAUAAACAUAUAUGCCAUUGAAGGAAAGAAGCAACACAACUACAAGACCCACUUUCUGUUUUUACAAGGUUAACAAAACAACUCAGAGUUAAAAUAACAACCAUAAAUUACAAUUAUAUGAAAAUGUGUUAUGAAUUUAAAAGCUUUCAAAGUCAAUAAAUCAUAAAAAUGAAUUCAUCAAAUAAAAUGCGUAUGGAACAAAGAAAGCAUUCAAGUUUAUUAUCUGAACUGCAAAAUAUUUUGUCAACAGACGAUAAAAAAAUUGAAGUUGGUAAAGCUAUAUUUAGACAACUUUUGAUUAGAAAUCCCAAUUUUAUGAAAAUGUAUAAACCACUUCAAUCAGUCACUUUACCUCAAGCAUUGAAUUCAGAUUAUCUCACUAAUAUGGCUAUACGUUAUGUGAAUAGUAUAUUAUAUAUUGUGGAGAAUUUCAAUGAAGAAGAGAAAUUACAAGAAACAAUAAAAUAUUUAGCUAGUAAACAUACUAAUUGUGGAUUGACAGUAGCUCAUUUUGUGUCCGUUCUGCCUAUAUUCAUUGAUACAAUUGUAUCAUAUUUGAAGAUUGACGAUAAUAAAGAGAGCAUGCAAUUUAUACUGUCCACAGUAUUUCCAAUGAUUGGGAAACGCCUUUAAUUUCUAUUAAGAUUUUUUAUUUUAAAAAAAAUGUGUAAUAAUCAUGAUAAAUAAAAAAGAUAAUCAUCUACAUUUUA